Diaporthe batatas is the source of this 2054-nucleotide messenger RNA. RefSeq lists its product as uncharacterized. Gene Ontology annotation, biological process: peptidyl-serine phosphorylation; peptidyl-threonine phosphorylation. The record is from RefSeq and is a predicted model, not a curated record. Bases 126 to 1736 code for a protein of 536 amino acids. The transcript has 3 exons. Lineage: Eukaryota; Fungi; Ascomycota; Sordariomycetes; Diaporthales; Diaporthaceae. Gene Ontology annotation, molecular function: protein serine/threonine kinase activity; ATP binding.
CUUUGAGGGACUUCAGAUAUAACUGUCGGGACGUAGAGAAACCCCGCUUCUCUUGUAUCACUCCUUCCAAACAUGCUGUUUCGAUAAGGCUUCGGCACUGACCAGAGCGCAAGGACGACUGCUGUAUGCUACAGAGGGUGCAGGGAACUCGGGGCAAAAAAAACUCAGGACGACGAGAUCAUCUACUUCAAAUCCCACAACCACCUUCACCAGGAAAUGAUAAUAAGCAUAAGACAAGCAUACGAUCUAUGACUUUGAUGGCCGCUACGAGUGAUUUAUACGGCGCGCUACACAAUUCUCGCCUCUGGGACGGCCUUAGCGGUCGGAGAUACAUCCCGAAUAGCGCGCUGCGUGAGAUCCUACCGAGAGACAAUGUCAUCGCUGAACUUAACAAGCACCGGAAACGACGACUGCUUCCAUUGCCUCGACAAAGUGAAAGCUCGAAGAAGCUCGCAGACAGCAUUCUGGGACGUGGAAGAAAACUGUUCGCGAUCUUGAUAAUGCUGAAUUUGUCCUGGGAGAUCAAGGAUCUGCUCGACGCUGGACUCACGGAUGAGGACCUGCCACUGUUGAAGAGCGGUAACUGCUUGACUUCAUCGGCUAAGAAGACGAAAACGUUCGAGUGGCCUGUCAAUUGGGGCCCGGAAAAGGCAGAUUACUUCGUCGACACGGCGCAGUGGUUACUUUUGGCUCCUGUCUUUUGCACAAGAGGGGCGCACAAGGACCUUGCUCAAGAAUGCCCACUGCCUUUUGUAAAGGUAAAGGAGAUCUCGGGGGGACAGAUCAGCGUUGUGUAUAAGGUUUCGAUCGAUCCGAGUCAUCAAAAAGGAUUCGAGAUCGAAGCACCUAGUCUCGAGGUUGCACUAAAGGAAUUCCGAUACCCGAACGACUUCAAAACGGAGCGGGAAAAUCUCAACGCGAUUCGUGGCUCAUGUUCGAGCAAUCAUAUCACCCAGAGCCUUGAGACAUUCUCCCAGGGUAACAAAAGGUACAUCAUCUUUCCUUGGGCUGAAGGGGGAGACCUUGACAACUUCUGGAAGGAGAAGAAUCGCGAACAUCGAUCCCCUCAGCUAGCCGAUUGGUGUCUGCGGCAGAUGCUUGGUCUUGCGGAGGCACUUGAUUUUCUCCAUAACCAAAUUGGAAAUCAGGCUAAUUUCCGCCACGGCGACUUGAAACCUGGCAAUAUCCUGCAUUUUCCUGCCAAAGAAGACCCGUACGGUGUCCUGAAGAUUGCCGACUUUGGGAUUUCUCGCGUCCACAAUGUUGCAACCUUGCAGAGGAAGGGAGUAGAGACAACGACCCGAGCAACAACUCCUUCCUAUGAGGCCCCGGAGGCCUUAUCAAGAGGCAUACCACGCUCACGCAAGUACGAUAUUUGGUCUCUGGGGUGCAUAUACCUAGAGUUCACUAUUUGGUUCAUGCGCGAUUGGCGUGCUGUUGAGAAUUUUAGUCUUGCACGGAAGUCUACAGCAGUAGGCGACGACGAGUUGGCUCUCUUUUACUACAAAAAGGACAGCACGGCCGAGGACAGCAUCGAAGUCCACCCUGCAGUGGCCGAUAAUAUCACGAGUCUCAGACAGGUGGCCGAGGGCGCGGAGGGUACAACAUUUGGGGAUUUGCUCGAUACCAUUGAGUUCAAGUUGCUCAGAGUCAAGGUAGAGGACCGAAUUGACGCAAAGAAGCUAUGUGAACUACUGUCAGCGGUUCUACAGCGAGCACACGGAGACCAGGGCUGACUCACUGAGGGACCCGAGACAUGAUACUGCCUUUCUCUUACCUGAAAUUUCUUAUAUCUCGCAAUUCGCACUGAAUUGAUAUUCAAAUCACCCCAUUCACACUUCCUCGCGAUUUAGUUUCCCUACAUCGGUUCUUGGAGCAGGGCUUGAUGCUGCUGAGGUUCAUGGUCUUGUGUUUGCCACACCCUUUCAGUAUUUAAAUGUAACUAUCAUGACUGUAUGACCCCCUGAUUAAUUCAACCUAUUGUUUGACUAUAAGUAAGGCAACUCAAAAUCGUGUUGGAUUAUGAUUAGAAAAAAUGACAAUCAUGGAAGUAG